AUGCAGCUUCUCCUCCUAGCACUUCUAGGACUGGCUUCAGCAUCACUCAUUCGGCGCGACUGGACAUGCCCUGCUCUCAUCAGUGGAUGCACGAAAAGCUUUCUCGUAACGUCCGGCACCUGCGACUCGAUUGCUGCCGCGAAUGGACUCGCGCCGAAAGAUUUCUAUGCCUUGAACCCGAGUCUUAACACACCCAGUUGCAACAACCUGUACGCAGGAUGCUCCUACUGUGUCGCCAAAGGAUCGAACCCGUCUGUCUGUCCUACCGAUUAUAACGCCAAGUGCGACAAAUUCCAUGAGGUCAAGACCGGCGAUAUAUGCCAGGCAAUCAUCCAACAGAAUCCACCAUUAAGCCUAGACCAACUGUUCGCAUACAAUCCAUCGAUUCACAAACCGGCAUGCGAUAACCUUUCCCCGGCUUGCAAGUACUGCGUCCACGUACGUGAUGCGCCGAAAGUCCCAGAGCCGCACCAGCCAAACGUCAGGAAAGAUUGCAAGGAAUAUUAUCAGGCAGUUGCUGGAGACUACUGCUACAAGAUCUCUCUAGACAAAGGAAUCAACCUUAAUGAUUUCAUGAGUUGGAAUCCAGACGUUGGUCCCACGUGUCUGAAUAUGUUAGUGGGUUACUGGUACUGUUUGCGGACAUGA
Molecule: messenger RNA, 648 nt
Organism: Bipolaris victoriae FI3
Lineage: Eukaryota; Fungi; Ascomycota; Dothideomycetes; Pleosporales; Pleosporaceae
Exons: 2
Coding region: 1-648 (215 amino acids)
Source: RefSeq, a predicted model, not a curated record